UCUCUCGCUCAGCAGCACCUGCCCAGCCGGUAAUUCAGUCAAGCGGUUGCCGCCGCCAGGAUGGUGCAGCUGCCGCAGCUGGUCGUCGCCUCCUCCUUGUGGCUCGGGCUGGGCUGGUGGGCGUCUUUGCCGCCAACCGGGCUGGCGCUGCCCGAGGUGCUGUUUCGUUGCCCGCCCUGCACCACCGACCGCCUCGCCUCCUGCCAUCCCGCCGGACACGAGACCACCGCCUGCCCGGAGCUAGUGCGAGAGCCCGGCUGUGGCUGCUGUCCAGUUUGUGCCCGCUUCGAGGGAGAGCCCUGCGGGGUGUACACGCCACGUUGCGUCUCCGGGUUCCGCUGCUACCCGAGACCCGGCGCUGAGUUGCCCCUUCAGGCGCUGGUGCAGGGACAGGGCAUCUGCACCCCUGAGUACGGCGCCGCCAUCCUCGAGGCGGAUAAUGAAGAACAUCCUGAAGGAUCUGUUGUGGAAAAUGUUGUAGAUGGUGCCUCUACUGUGGUGAUUGGAAGGCCUCCAAUGAGAAAGGAAAUAGCCAUACUUCGUGAGAAAACGAAUGAGCAACAAAAGCUGAUGACCAAGCAUAUAAAGCCUGAGAUACGUCUACAACCUCUUAGGACACCCUGUCAACAGGAAUUGGACCAGGUUUUGGAACGUAUAUCAACCAUGCGCCUGCCAGAUGAACGUGGUCCGUUAGAGCAUCUUUAUUCCCUGAACAUCCCAAAUUGUGAUAAGCAAGGCCUUUACAAUCUCAAACAGUGCAAAAUGUCAGUGAAUGGCCAGCGAGGAGAAUGUUGGUGUGUUAAUCCCAACACUGGGAAAACCAUCCUGGGAUCACCUACCAUUCGUGGAGAUCCUGAAUGCCAUCUCUUCUAUACUGACCAUGAGCAGGAAGACAAAGGAACACCAGCCUUUCAAGUGCAAUAGAUGGACACAUUCCUACUCUGUCAUGUGGCUUGGCCUAUUCUCAGUGCUGAAUUUUACAUGGGUUUUAAUGCAUCUUGAUUUUUUUCCUUCGUGUUGAUGUUCCAGCAAACCUCCAGGGAUUUUUGGGGUGGGGGGUGGGGGAAAUCUGGGCUAUACAUUUAUCUCAGUUGCUUGCACCAUUGGAAAAAUACAAUAAAGGUGGUGGAUAGAAAGGUUGGUAUCUCAGGCGUUCUCUUAUCCUGCUCCCAACUCUAUCCAAACUCUUCUAAAUCACUUUUACUCUUGCCAGAAGGAGCAAAGAAAAUAAGGUCAGAACAAAGAAUUAACCUGACCUCUUCACCCACAUAUGCUCCUGCUCCCACCAGGCUGGAUGAGAUAAUCCUUACCCUAAUUCUUUCUCACCACCCAAGCCAAAGACCAAAGAUUGUAAAUACUACAUUGUGCCUGCUACACAGAGCCCUGCAGUCUGUCCAUGUUGGUCCCACUUGAUUAUUAGGUGUGUUAUAGCUAAAGGACUAAAGAGAAUCUUUGCUUAGGGAUCAAUAUUUCUUGGAAGGCAUGGCCAGCAAGGAGCUACACCAUGCCACCAUGUUGUUCUAGAAGGCACUGCAUUUAAUAUAAGGUUUACAAAAGUGCAAAUCCCUGCUACCACCCCACACCCCCUGCCAUUAAAUGUUAAAACAUCAAUGUGUAGCCUUAUUCACUGAGAAUUCAAUGCCACGGAUUAUUAUUCAGCAUCCUGCUGCCUCUUAGAUAAGAUUUCAUAACUCUUAAGAAGCAAAAACCCAUUUAAAACCCAUGAGUAGACCAGUCAUUCUCCCUACCCUAAAUGACGUAGGUCCAAGAUGAGCAGUGCCUGUGUCUCUGUAAGUAAAUGACACUAAAUAUAGUGCUUUGUAAACCUUGAAAGUGGGCAGAUGAUAUGUAUAUGUUCAUUGAUAUGCAUACAAGCCUGUAUAGAAUAAUCAAAUCUGGGAGCUAGGAGAGAUACGGUGUUGAACUUUCAGUUCCCAGUAAUGAAUUAAGUUUCUCAGAUAACCAUUUCACCCUCUUCAGUUUGAUUUUGCUUCUGGGUGGAUCAUGGAAAUGUUGAAAAAAAUGAGAAGCAGUUGCAUGUAUUAUGUCUUCUUGUAUUAUAUAUGCCAAUUUAUAUUUACUGAACAGUUGCUAUUAGUAUAAUUGAUGAAGACAGGAGGUUUUGUGUGUGUUCCUUUUUUUUUAAAUGCCAUAUAUAUGGAAGAGAGGGAAAAAAAUGAAACAUUUCUAUCUUUUUUCUGUAAGAAAACAGCAGAAAGAUGACUGUAGAAAAAUGACUGGGAUUGUUUCUGGUUCAGAUAACAGAGUUCUCCUUCAGUCAGCUUGCCAUUUCACUGCGUCCUUUUCACACACACAACUCUUGUUGUUCUAUCAUGGUUGAUACCUUGAAAGAAUCUCCUUCCUUCUCUUCCUGCCUCCCUUCCCAAAACUGCAGCACUCUAUGGCAGUUCAUAAUUUGAGGCAUACAGCCAUAUUUCUUUUCCACUUCCAUAAUCUCUAGUGAAAAUGAGGUGGGGGGGGAAUUGUGAUUUACUGAGAAUGUCAGUACCUCAGACCCAUAGGCAGGUACAUAUACACACCUGCUUCAAGAGAGAAUAUUUUUUAAAAAAAUCAAUGUUUCAUGUUGCAAGACAGAGACUGGUAGAGGAAAUGAGUUGAAAUUUAAAUAUUAACUUUGAUAUUUAAAUUUAAAUUUCAAUCUAUUAUUAAUAUUAAAUUUGAAUUUAAACAAAUAUUUUUCCAGAGCAAAUUGUAGUCAGUGGAUUAUUCCCAGUAGGAAAGCAGAUAUAUGCUAAAGAAUUAAUAUGCUUUUAGUGACAAGAGAUUGUGUGGAGAAAAAAAGGCAAUGCUAUAAAUCAGGGGUGUCAAACUCGGGGUGUCACGGCAGUAUCAUGUGAUGUAUCGGGACUGUGGGUGUGGCCAGGGUGUGACGCAUCCAGCCACGGGCUUGGAGUUUGACAGCCCUGCUGUAAAUGAAUGUGAUGGAGUAAAUCUCAAAUUGCACUGGAGAAGUUCUCCCAGCAGUCAUAGUACAUAAGGAAUAAAACCAUUGUGAUAAAAGAUGGCACAUUCUUAUUCAUUGCAGUGAAUGAAAACCAUUAUUUUCUUAUCAGGCAGAACCUUGAUUAUUUGUGUUUUUUAAACAUUUAUGCUUGGUAUAUUCCAAACCCAAAUUCAUCAAACAAAUAUUCUUCUCGUUGGGAAGAAAAUAUUUGUUCCUUUUUAUUUACUUUCCACUUCCAAUCUAGCAAUUUAGAAACUAGUAUCGGUGCCUUAAAAGAGGAAUAUCACCUACCCCUUAAGUUUAUACUCUUAACUGUAGAACUUCAGGAACAAACCUAGAACUAUGGUGAUAAAAACACUGAAAACACUUCAUGUUCUGGGAAUAUAAAUCAACAUUUCUGUUUUGCUUUAUUUUUCCUGUGGGAGGCAUCCAGUUUUCGUACUGCAACAUUUAGUAAUUAAUAAUAAUUGGUGCUAUCUAUUUUCUAUCAAUACCCAUCAAAGAAGAAUUCAGAUACUUUCCAUGUAAAUACUGCCAUUGGAAGCUGAUGCUUACAAUUUACUCCUGUUUAGAAAUCACAAUGCUGUUUUCUUUAUUUUGUUUGAUUCUAAACUGUAAGAAAUUUGAAAUAAAUUAAACGGGAUGCCAGAAAACAUGUUGUGAUGGUCUGGUUAUUUGUAA
Ahaetulla prasina is the source of this 3646-nucleotide messenger RNA. RefSeq names its product insulin like growth factor binding protein 2 (gene IGFBP2). Gene Ontology annotation, cellular component: extracellular region. Gene Ontology annotation, biological process: regulation of insulin-like growth factor receptor signaling pathway. Gene Ontology annotation, molecular function: insulin-like growth factor II binding; insulin-like growth factor I binding. Lineage: Eukaryota; Metazoa; Chordata; Lepidosauria; Squamata; Colubridae. The transcript has 4 exons. The record is from RefSeq and is a predicted model, not a curated record. The coding region runs from base 61 to 924 and encodes 287 amino acids.